Molecule: messenger RNA, 1320 nt
Organism: Gasterosteus aculeatus aculeatus (three-spined stickleback)
Lineage: Eukaryota; Metazoa; Chordata; Actinopteri; Perciformes; Gasterosteidae
Gene: gch2
Product: GTP cyclohydrolase 2
Biological process (GO): tetrahydrobiopterin biosynthetic process; tetrahydrofolate biosynthetic process
Cellular component (GO): cytoplasm
Molecular function (GO): zinc ion binding; GTP binding; GTP cyclohydrolase I activity
Source: RefSeq, a predicted model, not a curated record
UAAACGCGGUGAGCACACGGGGAUCCAGACCGAACUCCGGGGACCUGCAGACAACCACAGCUUCGGGACUCAGCGCAUCUUUCCGUCUCUUCUUCCAGAGCUAGAAAGAAGAAACAAAACAGAACGAAAAAAAAGAAAAGAAAACCCCAACAGACCUCCGACAUGAACGGUCACAGCAACGGGAAGGUCAACGACACCGUGGAGGAGUUCCACCGCAACAACAGCUUCAACGGCCUCGUCAUCGACACCAAGAAGUCCGCCGAGCACCGCCAGCACGGGACGUCCCGCGAAGAGGACGCGGACGAGUGCCGCUUACCUGCGCUCGAGGCCGCCUACGCGAGCAUCCUGCGGGAGCUCGGAGAGGACGCGGGCCGCCAGGGGCUGUUACGCACGCCGCUGCGCGCAGCCAAGGCCAUGCAGUUCCUCACCAAGGGCUACCACGAAACCAUCGAGGACAUCUUAAACAACGCUAUAUUUGAUGAAGACCACGAUGAGAUGGUGAUUGUGAAGAACAUAGACGUGUUUUCACUCUGUGAACAUCACCUGGUUCCCUUUUUUGGCAAGGUUCACAUCGGAUAUAUUCCCAACAAAAAAGUGGUGGGGCUGAGCAAGCUGGCAAGGAUUGUGGAGAUCUUCAGUCGGAGGCUCCAAGUUCAAGAGCGUCUAACCAAGCAGAUUGCUGUGGGAAUAUCACAGGCUCUGGAGCCGAAAGGUGUGGCUGUGGUUAUUGAAGCAGCGCACAUGUGUAUGAUCAUGCGCGGUGUCCAGAAGAUGAACAGCCGCACAGUGACGAGCACCAUGUUGGGGGUUUACCUGGAGGACCCUAAAACCAGGGAAGAGUUCUUGUCUCUGUCAAAGAGCGCCUAACGGGUGUCAUUCCAUGCAGGGCUUCUGUCGCACCUCGUAAAGCUCCGGCGUAACAGUAGAUCGCCGUCUGACGGCUAAUAACAGCAAACAUAAUGCUGCCGUUUGAUGCACGAUCCAAACUGGAGGAUUUCACUCCUGCUGCAGAAAUCCAUCACUGUGAAGUUUAUAGAAAAUAUUAUACUCCAAUUCUUGGUGCCUUUGGUAGAUAUUUUACAUUUGAAGUCUUACAUUGCAAUGUUGUUGCUAUUAAGUGUGAAAUCUGAUGUGGCGCAUGCCAACACUGACUUUUUAAAAAUGGGAAUGUCAUUGGUGCAUUCUCAAAGUGGAUAUCUUACCAUCCCUCACUUUAUUAUCCUACAAUCAAUAUAUAUGCAUCAUUUUAUUCACUAUUUGUCAUUUAUAAAGUCUUUGUAAUGUAUGACUUUUUUUUUUGAUGAUGAUCUUGAAGAGUCU